AUGGACUUGUCUUUGUUUAAUUUUGUUCCCGUAACGGAUCGUGGAUUUUGUUGUCUGGAUUUGCGAAGAUCCUGCUUUGUAAUUGCUGUUAUUCAUGCGUUAUUCUUGGCAGACAGCUUUAUCGAAGAGAUUCAGAUUUUGGCGAUGUAUGAUGAUUUUGACGAUGGUGACCAACCAGUUUCGUUCUGGCACAAAGUUAUUGUAAUGGCAUUUUAUUUAGACUUUUUUAUGAAUGUUGUUCUCGUCGUUUCGCUUCUUUUUCUUGUUCUGGGCGCUUUUUACAGGAAUGCCACUGAUAUUGCUAUCUACUUUUGCACAUUGUUGUUUGUGAAUGUCAUCUAUGGAGUAAUGGCUAUUUUGUUCACUAUUUAUCACCAGACAAGUGGUCUUGUGUUUUUGUUGUUUUUUGUGGUAUGUUGCUAUUUCCUCUGGAUCGCAUUAUCCAUGCAUCGAAAACUCAUCGAGGAACCGUCAACUGUAAAGGAAUUACAACCUCAACAAUUGAUUCCUCCCAACGUAGUUACUGCUCCAGUUGCUCCUCGUCCACUUACGAGUAUCUACGAAGAAACUGUCGUCCAGAAAAAUGCCAAUAUGAAACAUGACGAAAUUGAAAAUCCAACUCUAGUGUUAAUUAACGAUUGAUCACAAAAAAAUACACAAUUUUAUUUACACCAAACUUUCAUAU
Messenger RNA from Culicoides brevitarsis, 685 nucleotides. RefSeq lists its product as uncharacterized. Bases 1 to 642 code for a protein of 213 amino acids. NCBI's taxonomy places the organism in Eukaryota, Metazoa, Arthropoda, Insecta, Diptera, Ceratopogonidae. The transcript is spliced from 4 exons. The record is from RefSeq and is a predicted model, not a curated record.